Messenger RNA from Bombus pyrosoma, 1082 nucleotides. RefSeq names its product myosin-2 essential light chain (gene Mlc-c). The coding region runs from base 140 to 583 and encodes 147 amino acids. The record is from RefSeq and is a predicted model, not a curated record. The transcript has 4 exons. Gene Ontology annotation, cellular component: myosin II complex. Gene Ontology annotation, molecular function: myosin heavy chain binding; calcium ion binding. NCBI's taxonomy places the organism in Eukaryota, Metazoa, Arthropoda, Insecta, Hymenoptera, Apidae.
GAUGACUACAUAAAUUCUCUGAAUACUACUGGCUUGAAAAACUUGGUACGAUCGAGGCGCUCGUUGUCCAACGUACAUAUAUACACGUUCGCGGUAAAAAGAUACGUACUGUGUGUGUCACUAACGAUAGUCAAGCAAAAUGGCAUCUUACUCGGAGGAUCAGUUAGCAGAAUUUCAAGAGGCAUUUCAACUGUUCGACAGUCGAGGAGAUGGGAAAAUUCACGUAGCCCAAAUUGGUGAUGCAUUGCGUGCUCUAGGACAAAAUCCAACUGAGUCAGAUGUUAAAAAAUUUACUCAUCAACACAAACCUGAUGAACGUAUUAGUUUUGAAGUGUUUCUACCAAUUUAUCAAGCUAUAAGCAAAGCUCGCACAUCGGAUACAGCUGAUGAUUUUAUAGAAGGAUUACGUCACUUUGAUAAAGAUGGAAAUGGUUUCAUUUCUUCUGCUGAACUAAGACACCUUUUAACCACACUAGGUGAGAAACUGAGUGAUGAAGAAGUUGAAACCCUAUUGGCUGGUCAUGAAGAUUCGCAGGGUAACAUUAAUUAUGAAGAUUUUGUUCGACAAGUGAUGUGUGGUUAAAUUCUCAUCUUACUAGAUACAAGUAAUUAUCAAUCAGCGAAAUUUGUAUCUGCCAUAAAGUAUUUUUCAAGCAUUUAAUUCCUUUUAUUUACUUGUAUUGUAUUUUAUUACUAUUGAAUACUACAUUGAAUACUACAUAAGAUUAUACAUAAUAGACAUCCCAAUAUAAUGCUUUAUUAGAAGGAUAGAAUAACAUUAAUUUCCUUUUGUUUGUUUAUAUAAUAUAAUAUAUUAUGCCUUAAUGUGAAGGAUUCAUAAAAGAGAAUAUUCAAAAUUGAAACUAAUGUGAAAUUUAAAGAAAGGAAAGGAUUUAAUCAACCCAUGAAUCUUUUAAUUUAUGUAUUAAUUUGAGUAAUUAUUUUUAAUAUUUGUCAUUAAUUUUAUAUAUCAGUAUACAUUUAGAACUUGUAUGUAAAUGGAAAUAUCCUUUCUUGUUAUAUAUAAGUAUGAAGAAUUGUGCACUGACGAAAAUAAAAUUUAUUAAAAGUGAAAAAUCUAA